AGAGAAAGCAGCAGAGGAGCAGCAGCAGCUAUGAACUUUUUAUUUGGGUCACUGGAUGUAUUCAUGCCAAAAACUUCUUUCUCUGCUCGUUUUAACAGCAGCUAUUGAUUCGUCAUGCGCUCCAGAAGAAAACAAAUGGACUGCUCGUCUUCAAAGUCCACCCACAGCUCGUCCUGUGUGAAACUCUAUCUGUGCUCCAACCCAGAGGAUAGUGUGCUGGAGCGCAGAGCUCUGAGGGAGAGCGUGUUUCCCAAACUUAGAGAGCAUUGUAGACUUGCACUGGGACUGGAUGUCAGGGUGAUAGACCCAUUCGAGUCCAGUGAUCCAGGUCGUUGGCCGGAUGAAAACACCAGACAGCAGCUGAUUAAAGAAUGCAGAGAGAGCUCGGCAGGACCAUUUUUACUGGCUCUGGCAGGACAUAAGUAUGGCACAGCCAGUCUACCUGCCCAGGUGGAGGUGUCAGAGUACCAGUUGCUGCUGCAGGCAGGGCAGCAGGCGGGCAUCAGUACGCAGGAGCUGGAGAGAGUGUACCAGAGGGACGAGAACACCAUACCUCCGUCCUACUGUCUGAGACGCACCUGCUGUCCUCAGCAGGAGGAGGAGAUCAAGAUGAAGGCUGAAGAAAACGAGCUGUUAAAGGUGUUUCAGACCACUGUGAGUCUUUGUGUCCACAACGGCCUCAUGACCCCAGAGAGAGCCCGGAGCUACUACAGAUCAGCCCUCGACGCAGAUCUACGAUUUGCUCUGGACAGCUGUCCUAAUAAUGACAUCGUCAGACGCUGCCUGGUUUACGUCCACAAGGUCAUCAACGCAAAGGGAGAGACAGAGACAGAGCGACAGAUGACUUCACAAGUUCAGCCACAGUCAGAGGUGUGUGAGGGUGCGACCUUUUACCCAAGAACAACACCCAGCGAUGGACAAUUAUUCUCAGAUCUUUGUGACGACUUCCUCCCCGGUCUCAUCACUUCCUCCCGGCUUGUGGUGUACACCAGUGCCACAGAGUGUGACCGUCGUCAUGGUUACACGACAGCCAGGAGGUGGAGCUAUGCUGAGUCCCUGUGCCAGCAGGUGUACUCUGACCUUUUGGAGUUGAUUGACAGCGUGAACAUCUUGGAAACCCGUGAAGACUCUCAGCUCGGUGAGGCGUUGGCCAGAGAGCAGGCCGAGCAGGAACAGCUGUGUGACAUCCUGUCUCGAUUCUAUGACAUCAUCCGGCCAGAAGAGGAAAAGGUUAGAGCCUAUGUGGAGCAGAGGGAACAACAGCACCUAUUAGUGGUGACAGGAGGCCCAUGCACAGGGAAAGCAGUUCUGAUGGCACAUUGUGCUCAGCAGAUAAAGUCUUGGCUACCAGACUGCGAUCCUGUGGUGAUUACUUAUUUUUGCAAUCUGUCAAUCAACCCUUCUCCAAAGCACCUGUUGUUGAGUCUGUGUUACCAGAUUGCUGGUAGAUAUCACAGCAGAUCUUCCUCUCCCAGUGACCUGAAAGAUCCCAGCUGUAUCAAUAACUUUACAGACUAUGAAUCCAGCUGCAGCCCAACAUCUAAUCUGGAUCCUCAUCAUGAGCCCACCACUAAAGAGCGUGACCAAGAACGUCAGACCAUACAAUAUUCAGGGAUCAUAAAACCUGACGUAUGUCUGUCUGAGCUUAAAGAACAUCUCUCAUCCCUCCUCUCCUUCAUGCCUUCUACCAAACGGCCUCUAAUUUUAAUCCUCAAUGGUCUUGAUCUCAUGGAGAACAACUUUGGGCCUCAGAUCAUUGGGAGCCUCCCCUUCCCCCUUCCUCCCAACGUCAAAGUAAUCCUCACAGCCUCCUCCAGCCGAACACAAGUUCUGCAAGCCAUCAACCCACAAAGAAGCACACAUCACCUCGUGUCAGAGGGCAGUGAGAGGGAAUCAGGGUAUGUGUGUGUGCCGCUGGGAUUGGUGGACAGGAAACAGUGUGUGAAGAUGUUGGCGUCUCUGCUGAGCAGUUCAGGGAGGAGAGUGACAUCAGGGCAACAGGCUCUGGUGAACCAGGCGCUGACUUCCUGUUGUCUGGCUCUCUACGCUCGACUCUUGCACCUACACACCUCGCUCUGGCAAUCUGAUUCAGAUGUGACGGAGUCGUCUCUCCACGAUGGCGUCCAUUCGUCCAUUUCUGCACUGCUGGAUCAUCUUGAGCAGAAACAUGGCUCCUCUCUCGUGGCCCAUGCCGUGUCCUACCUCACCCUCUCCAGGACUGGGCUCACUGAAGCUGAGCUCGCCGACUUGCUGUCCAUUGAUGAUGAGGUGCUGUCUAAGUAUGUUCAGCAGGGUGAGAGGCCUUCAUCCACUAUAAGGGUCCCACAAAUCGACGUUGAGAGACUUCUGUUGGAUUUGAGGAGGUUUCUCAUCAGGAGGACAGUUGCAGGGUGGGAUGUUUUGUUCUGGGGCAGCAGGCAUUUCAAGCUGGUGGUGGCUAAGAGGUAUUUAGGCACUCAUGAGGUGAGGAGGGAGAUUCAUUCCGCGAUGGCAGACUAUUUUAGCGGCCGAUGGGCUUGUGGAAAUGCUAAACCACUUGUUGAGAACCAGAAAUCUGGACCAAACAAGGACACUGCCCAAACGGAAAUAUACAUAGACAGGCAGCCAUCUAACCAGCCGUUUUUCUUCACCCACCAAGUGAACUUGAGGAAGGUCUUAGAAUUGCCGCAUCACUUAAACGAAAGUAACAAAUGGAAGGAGUUGGAGUGUGAGCUGUUAAUGUCUUUUGAGUUUCACCGGGCUAUGGUUCAAGGAGGACUCCUUGGAGAUCUGUUAGCCAUGUUGGUGGGUGAGAACGGGUCAUCCCACUCAAGUUAUUCAAGGGAAAGAGCACUAUUUAAGAGCAUAUUGAAGUCUUGUGCUUGCUUACUGCAGAACUCACCCCUGCAGCUGCCCACAGUCAUGGAGACAAACCUCCUCCCUUAUCUGAAGGUCUUUCCUGCACUCAAGGGCUAUGUCAAAAAGAUCAGACAGGAGAGGAGGGAAAGAGGAAGUGGAUUAGGAGUAGUGCUUUGCCCUGCUCCCACCUCUGUUCCUUCUGUUCAGUGCUUAAAAUGUGAUGCCAAUACCAAAGAUGUUUCUGUUAUAGAAGCAGCUGAGACGAAGUAUGGGAUUGUAGCAGAGAUCAUGGACGAUGGCACGGCUUGGUUUUGGAAAGGUUCUGGAUGCGAUGUAGUCAAACUAUCACUGAGCUGUGAGCAGAAGGAGCUGACGUUUGCAGGGGUGAAGAGUAGUGGUAAAUUCAUGUUGCUGUCCACACGAUGCAACAAGCUUUUCUUGUGGGAUGUGACAGGCCCGGAAAUGUUUGUACAGCUUAAGGACCCUUUGGAAACUGAGUCAAGCCAACAAACGGCAAAUACAAUUGCGGGGUUUGUUGCAUGUGAGAAAAAGUUAUUUCUGUGGUGGAAAGAUGAGAGUUUUGUGAGUGUGUUUGAUGUCUCCACCGAGACCUUGACUCAUUUCCAGUGUCAGAGCUGUGUGACCUCUUUGGUUUGCUCCUCUAAUGGCUUUUACAUGUACUGUGGGCAGGAGGACGGGACAGUGUCCAUAUUUGACAUGAACACCAGCAGUUUCCUUGGCACGUGUUCAAACUCACACCACAAUGCGGUUUCCUUGAUGAUCCUCUGUGAAGAUAAGUGGGAACUGGCAUGUGUUAAUAGGGCAGGGAAUGUGACCCUAUGGGACGUGGCAGCCGAAACACAACCGCCCAGACUUGUCAAAGAAAGCUUGACUGGGGAUAAAUCUACUGAUGUCAUCAAUACAGAUUACUCAGACGAAAUCGACACUUUAUUGAUUUGUCAAUCUCACCAGGUCACACUGUGGGACACAUGUGACUGGGAGCUGUGGGAUCGGUUCUUGGCUCCACAUGCAAGGGCGUUCACUCACGCCGUCCUCUCACAAGAUGGCCACCUUUUCCUGGCUUUGUUAGACACAUGUCCCCUUGUCCUGGUGUGGAGCGUCAGCACAGGGGAGUGUGUUCUCUCCUUAGAAACAAACAAGCAGCCUUGUACGCUCCUUAAAAUGCCUUCAGAUAUGAUUUGUGUCACUCAUGAUGGCUGUCUGACAGUGUGGGACUCUGAGACGAUAGACGCUGCAGGUUCAGCUCCGAAAAUGGGAUGCGGAGUGAAAGAAGUGGUGGCUGAACAAACAGGGGAGUGGUUUUACACCGCUGAUGGUUCAGAGACGGUGUGGAAAUGGAGAUUAGAAACAGGACUUCCACAUGCUAACUUUCUACAUGAUGGUCCUGUGGAAAAACUGCGACUUUCUCCAGAUCACAUUCACCUUGUGACACUCUCAGGAGGUGAAAUUUACAUUUGGCAGACAGAAACAGGUCAGAACAUCCUGCGUAUGAGUGGCAGCAGAGCGACAGACAUCCUCAUCACCCCUAAUGGUAAUUUUGGGGUGAGUAUUUCUGAGCGAUGGUUGACUCAGGUUUGGAAGCUGGCACAAGGGAAUAUCGUGUGCAGCAUACACCUGUACCUAUCUGACGCCCAGGUGUCGCCUGAAAGCACCUUCCUUAUUGGCCGCCAACGUGGAGACCUGUUAGCUGCCAGUCUUUGGUCGGGUCUGAUCUGCAAGCGUUUCUCCUGCGUGGCGUGCUCAGAGAAUGUUGUUGCUUUCCACACGCUUUCAGAGCACCCAGACUUUGUGGUGGUGAUGACCGCCUCAGGGGCAGUGUACACCUGGAAAGUAGCAGAGGAGACGGUGUGCAGGCACUUUCAGCUGCCUUAUUCAUUUCACUGUCAGCCACUGUCUGACUUCCAAACAUCCUCUGAUGGGAGCUACGCCCUGCUGUCCACUGAUAAUGAAGCCAUCAACCUCUUGGACUUAUCUCAGGUCAGAGUGUGCUCAUUAAAAGCUGAGGGCCCCAUCAUUAGAGCUUGUUUAGAUAAAACUGGAUGCUACCUUGCCUACAUAUCCCACUUCAUCGCACAGAAGAAAAGAUGUGUCUGUCCCCUGCAUGCGAGGCCCGUCCUCUCAGUUGUACGACUCGAAGACGGGGAAAAAAUAGGAAGCGCGUGUCUGUCUAAGUAUCCGUUGACUCUGGUUGUGUGUAGGCAGUGUGUGUUUGUGGGCUUUGUGGACGGGUCUGUAGGUGUUUAUUCCAUUUCAGAUGUCGCAAACUCUGCUGAGGAGUCAGACAGGUCCAGAGAUUGUUUGAAUGGUGAGUUGAAACAAUGCCCCUUUGACAGAGCACCAUUGAGGUGGUUACCUCUAGCAACCCCAAAUAUCACAUGGACUUAAAAGGGACAUACAUCGUUGUGGGGCUGUGUUUUUGGACAGGCAUAAGGUCAGAACCAUCAAAAAUGUGGAUUGUUUGCAGGAUUAUAAUUUCAAAAUACAUUUUAAAGAACAACACUGCUACCAUGCACGUGUGCGGUGUGCACACAUUUACAUCACAAGCCUCACGACAGCACACUCUUUGACCUCUCUAGUGAAACCAUAACUAAGCUUACAGUUGCCAAUUCAUUAUCAAAUCAUCUAGUGAAUAAAAAGUUUUCACUGGGUGGAAACUUUGCCAAUAUUUUGUCUUUUAAGCAGAAAAAGGGAACAACAUCACAGUACAGUGGAAAUUAUGCCUUCCAUCUGUGAAAAUGUCUUUAGGCUACUGUCUGGAUUCACCUGAGUGAAAGCUGAAAAACACACUGAACAGAAAGCACAUUUUUGUUGCUUAAACUCACUUUUAUUUUUAUUUUUCUAGGGUCUUUAUUGUAUAUAUCAUAAUAAUUUGAUGUUGAAGUAAUAUAAAAGUAACAGAAAGUAAUCAAGCUACUUUAAUAUUGUGAGGCUUAAGUUAUGUUACUGGUAAUUAGUCAUUGUAAUUAGAUUACAUUAAAGUAACCCUCCCAAACUUGCAUAAUAGAUUAUAAAUGCAAUGAUGUGACAAACUGAAAUAUGUAUUGUGUGUGUAUAUGUUUAUAUAUAUAAAAAAAAUAAUAGACUGUUGCUAAGCAGACAACGCCUCUUUCUAGAAACUGCAGUUUCAUCUGGACAGGGUCCAUUAUGAUGAUGAUGAUGAUGAUGAUGACCCAGUUUCAUUUCUGUGAAAACAGAACCAGACUGCUCAGCUUGUUGCCACGUCUGCUGCAUGUAUUGUCAACACAGAGUUCAUCUCGAUCAUUUAUUUGAAAUUAAAUCAUUUUGUAUUUGUAUAAA
This is a messenger RNA of Larimichthys crocea (large yellow croaker), 6156 nucleotides long. Its product is annotated as NACHT and WD repeat domain-containing protein 2. Bases 115 to 5244 code for a protein of 1709 amino acids. Gene Ontology annotation, molecular function: protein binding. The transcript has 10 exons. The record is from RefSeq and is a predicted model, not a curated record. NCBI's taxonomy places the organism in Eukaryota, Metazoa, Chordata, Actinopteri, Sciaenidae.